UUUGUGAGAAAGGCAGCAUUGUGCUGCACGGCUGGUACGUCUGGCUCUUCCUUGAAGAACGUGUUAGUUAGUUAGCUCACUUAAAUCAAUAUGAUCAGGGCUGAAUAAGCGGUAUAAAUACCACUAUCUAGCUACAUAUCCGAAAGGGUCGUAAGAUUAUAGACAGUAUUUUUUUCUUCGCGUAUUUUAGCUGCCCAGAUAUCGUCUUUCUAGGAAAAUGAGUUACGGUAGGCCUCCGCCCGAUGUUGAGGGCAUGACUUCACUGAAAGUGGACAACCUCACGUAUCGAACCUCACCGGAGACACUGCGGCGUGUUUUCGAGAAGUACGGGCGGGUAGGAGAUGUGUAUAUCCCCCGCGAUCGUUACACAAAAGAGAGCCGUGGGUUCGCCUUCGUGCGGUUCCACGACAAAAGGGACGCGGAAGACGCGAUGGACGCCAUGGACGGAGCCGUGCUGGACGGGCGCGAGUUGCGAGUGCAGAUGGCCCGCUACGGGCGACCUCCAGAUUCGCAUCACGGUCGCAGAGGUGGGCCACCCCGGAGGUAUGGUGGUUAUGGCCGGCGAAGCAGAAGCUACUCCCCCAGCCCGCGGCGCCGGAGACGCAGCAGGUCCAGGAGCAGAAGCCGCUCUCGCUCCCGCAGCCGCUCCCGCUACAGCCGGUCCAGGUCUCGCUCCUACUCCCGCUCCCGGUCUCGCUCCAAGACCCGCACGCCCCGCAGAAGCAAGUCCAAGUCCGCCUCCCGGUCGCGCUCCAGGUCUCGGUCCAAAUCCAAGUCCAAGUCGAAGUCGAAGUCCAAAUCCCGCUCCAGAAGCCGCACGCCGCCCUCCAACAGAGAUUCCAAGUCCAGGUCAAGAUCGAAGAGCCAGCCUAAGUCUUCUGCAGAGGAUGGAGCCGCGUCGUCAUGAGUGAACACUGCUGAUUCCGGUUUGCAAAAGAGGAGUUUGGGGCAGUAUGAGCAGGUAGAGGGGGUGUGACCCGCCCAUGGCCGCCUGGUGCUGUUUGGGGGCGCUAUGGAGCAGGUCGGUCUCUGUCAGUGUUGGGGUGGUGUUGAGGUACGUGUGCAGGAUGGUGGGCAGGUCGUGCACCCAAGCCAUUGGGGGCACAGACCAAAUCGAGAAGGAACCAAAGGUUUGUCUCCCUUUUGUAUAUGCCAGAUAGCUCUGACAAUGCGGUGUGUUCCUGUUCAUAUCAUGGGUCUCUUUAAAUCUGAGAACCCAUACAUUUUGACAUCUGGAAACUAGUUGAACCCAAGUAAGAAUGCACACUAGCUAUAAUUUUUCAGCCAAUCUGGAAAAUGGCACCCAGCCUUUUAUUUUCUGCUCACAAGUUUACAUUGCAAUGCAACAGAAUUGUCUGAGGGGUGUCUCCACUUUCCUCGGGGGUAAGCCUGUAACACCACAAUAUACUAAAUGGUGGUAGAUGUACAUUCAUAUACACAACAGGAAAGACUAGAACUGAAGAGAAUCUUGUUCACAUGCCCGUGUGUCUGACGCUGUCCAUUCUCUUUCAGAUUGAAUGCUUUGAGGACAUCCGGCCAAGACCUCAAAAGUCUGAGGAUCCCACAUCCCAACGCCAUGGUUUCUGACUAAAAAGGCGCAGUUGUGUAGCAGUUGAGUAAUGCUGGUUAGCUGUAAGGUGGCGUGUUGAAGUGCAGAGUGCUGGGCAGUUUCCAGUUUUCUCCUGAUAACUCCUGUGGCCACCGCGCCGUCUGUAAAAAUGGCUGCCACAGGUUUUCCUAUGGUAGAGUGGCGACCUGCUGUUUUUCCUGUCAUCAGAAUUCAUCCAUACCCUUUCCCAGUACAUCGAAGCACAUAGUGAGCACAUCUUGCAAGUUAAUUUGUUAGAUUUUUUUUUUUCCCCUCUUCAGUUAAAUGUUAAACUCUGUUAAACAGAACUGUAUUGUCUUGCUCUUGGUGCAUUCCUUUGCAACCUCAUUCUGUGUUUGGAACCACUUUGUGAAUGCUAAUAAACUUUGUUUUGGUGUAA
Messenger RNA from Megalops cyprinoides (Indo-Pacific tarpon), 1988 nucleotides. Its product is annotated as serine/arginine-rich splicing factor 2-like. The coding region runs from base 218 to 907 and encodes 229 amino acids. The record is from RefSeq and is a predicted model, not a curated record. The transcript has 4 exons. Gene Ontology annotation, molecular function: RNA binding. Lineage: Eukaryota; Metazoa; Chordata; Actinopteri; Elopiformes; Megalopidae.